AUGAAUAUACCCAGACUUAUCGUCCAAGCGCUUUUGAUAACUUCCUUAGGAGCCAUCGAAACUUUCGGUUUGGAAUUAAAGGAAAUAGUUGAAGAACUGACCAGAAUUUAUGACUUCCGGACCAUUAUAUAUUUCACCACCGAUAUCAGAGGAAAUGAAGCCGAAGAAAUUCUGCUUGGUAUGGAAUCCCCUGUGGAGAGUAUACCGAAGCUUGUAUGGGACCAGAAAAUUCAAAAUGUCAAGACUAAAAGCAUCUUCAACACCAAUGUCCUGUCUAUAGUCUUCGUUUCGGAGUCCAAUAGAGGAAACAUCCUUGAAGUAUUUAAGACUGCAUUGCAGGAUAACUUGCUAGCGAAAGUAAUCUUUUACUUUCUCCCGGAGAUGAUCCCUAAUAUCACCCUUAGAAACUUCAGUGACUGGUUGUGGCAGGAACGAAUCCUUUAUAGUUUGAUGGUUGUGGAUAAUCACGUGUUCACCUUUAACCCAUUUCCUGAAGUUAGUGUUGAAGAGGUCACUUCGAUAGAGUCGUUAGAAUCAGUGUUCGCCACAAAACUAGUCAAUCUUCAUAGAACCGCGGUAAGAGUCGUACGAUCCAUUGAGAUAUCGCGUGACAUAGAAUAUGUUGAUCGAAAUGGAAACAUCCAGUUUGGAGGGUACUUCAUGAAAACCAUACUUGCAUUUAUCGAAAAGCACAAUGGGACUUUUGUUGAACAUAGCGCGAAAAAGGAUAUGACUGACGUUGGAGAGAUGUUGGACAACAGGGAAAUCGAUUUUUCUUCAGUGAUGGUAAUGGAGGUUGUACAAGAUGCGAAGCUGUCAUACCCCUUAUCUACCAUCACACCAUGCGUUCUGAUCCCAUAUCAGAUGGAACUCCCCAGAGUGUUUUAUUUGGUUUUACCUUUUCAAAAGUCUGGCUGGAUUCUAUUUGGUGCUGGAGUUAUAUUCUUUUUCUUUGUUAUGGCCGUGACCGACCUCCUUCAUGGGAGAAACUCUGCCUCCAUUUGCCAGGAGGUUGCCUUUCGAGUCUGGCGGAUACUUACCUUACAAAUACACUUUCGAGAUCAUCUAAGGACGAAUAAAUUGAUAAAGUUUAUCAAUUUGUUGGCGACUGUCCAGUUUAUGUUACUUUUAAGUCUUUACCAAAGUGGUUUGAGCAGUUUUUAUACUAAAUCGAUUUCAGCUAAACAGAUCGAUACCGCCGAGGAUCUAGUAAGGACUUCAUAUAAAAUCUUGUCACCUGGCCUUCAACUGGACUUUCUUCGUCAAGUAGAAUUUUUACCAAAAAGCGUUCUGCAACGCUUCGUCGAGGAUGACUCUCUGGUAAGCUCUAAUUUAAAGCAAAUGGACCCGAAAUUCGGGUAUCUGCCCCCUUCUGAAUACAAGGAUUUUCUGGAGGAACUGGAAGAGCGGCCGUCAACCAAGAUUUUCCACAUGACGAAAAUGUGUACUCCCAGUAUGUUACUUAGCGUUGUAAAUCAAAAGGACUCUCCAUUCAAGGACAUUUUCAAUGAUAUCAUAUUUCGUCUUCGUGACACUGGGUUGAUGCUGAAGUGGCAAAGGGAUGUUGUCUACGAACUGAAGCAAGUAGACUUCCUGAGAAUGGAACUAGCAAGCGAAGGCGUCUUGAGGCCGUUGAAAGUUGAUGAGUUGUAUUUCGUGUGGGUGAUAUACGUAAUUGGUAUAGCAUUGAGCGUUGUGGUUUUCUGUGUGCAAAAACUAAUGCAAAGACGACACAGUAAAUAG
Hermetia illucens (black soldier fly) is the source of this 1743-nucleotide messenger RNA. RefSeq lists its product as uncharacterized. The record is from RefSeq and is a predicted model, not a curated record. Lineage: Eukaryota; Metazoa; Arthropoda; Insecta; Diptera; Stratiomyidae. The transcript has a single exon. The coding region runs from base 1 to 1743 and encodes 580 amino acids.